CUUCAGUAACAGCUUCCACAGUUAUCGCGAUUUACGCUAGUCAGUCAGUAAGCGGACUGAUAUUGUGGCGGUACGAACAAAACGGUCGGCAGAUAUUUUCUGUGUUUACAACACGCGUUUUCGGUACUACAAUACCGAAUAGACAGAGCGAACUUUCGUUUUUCGGUACUUAUAUUUUUUCAAUCAUAUUUGAGUGCAUUUACAGUUUCUCAACUUAAUUUCUUUUGAAGAUAUAUAUCGCCGUCGAUAGCAAUUAUGGCCGAGUGGGUUAAUGGCGUAAUUAGAAGUCGACAGGAAAGUACCGACAGCUUGGAUUCCUCAUCUACUAGAACGAAUACGGAUGAGAACAGCGAGGAUUAUUCGGAUUCUGAAGACAACAAUAAGGAAGACAGCUACGAAAUUGACGAUUUUUCCAUCAUAAAAACCAUCGGUACCGGUACGUUUGGUAGAGUACUCCUAUGCAAAAAUAAGGCCACUGAUGAAUAUGGAGCAAUGAAAAUCCUUUGUUUGGCUGAUGUGAUAAGAUUAAAACAAGUGGAGCAUGUGAAAAACGAGAAGAAUAUUCUUAUGGAAAUCAGAUAUCCUUUUAUAGUUAAUUUAUUAUGGGCUAGCAGAGACGAUGCGUGUAUCUACAUGCUCUUCGAAUACGUCUGUGGAGGUGAACUUUUCUCCUACCUCAGAAACGCUGGCAGAUUUACCACAAGCACUGGAAACUUCUACAGUGCUGAGAUAGUGUCAGCCCUGGAAUACCUCCAUGCCAAAAACAUCGUUUACAGAGACCUGAAGCCUGAAAACCUCCUAUUGGAUAAGGAGGGCCAUUUGAAGAUCACCGAUUUCGGAUUUGCCAAAAAACUGACUGAUAGAACGUGGACGCUGUGUGGUACUCCGGAGUAUUUAGCACCGGAAAUCAUUCAGAGCAAAGGCCACAAUAAAGCUGUUGAUUGGUGGGCUUUAGGUGUAUUAAUAUAUGAAAUGUUGGCUGGAUACCCGCCAUUUUAUGAUGACAAUCCUUUUGGGAUAUAUGAGAAAAUUUUGAGUGGAAAGAUAGAAUGGGCAAGACAUAUAGAUCCCGUUGCCAAAGACAUUAUCAAAAAGUUACUGGUACAAGAUCGGACCAAACGACUAGGAAAUAUGAAGAGUGGAGCUGAUGACGUCAAAAGGCACAGGUGGUUCAAAGGCAUUGAAUGGCAAGAUGUAGUCCACAGGAAGCUAACGCCGCCUAUUGUACCAAAAAUUAUGUACGAAGGGGACACCAGCAACUUUGACGAUUACCCAGAGACCGACUGGAAGAGUUCGAGGACACUAGAUGAUUCAGAACUGAAGUUGUUCGAGGACUUUUAAGCUGUCUGUUCAUGUUUUGUACAGUGUAUUGAGUUUGCCAUUGAUUUUUUAUGAUGAUGUGCCUUUUUCCAUAAAAAAAGUGUUUUGGCGUAUAGAAAUGGAACCAGAGAAUAUUAUUUAUCGAACAGUACAUGUAUAAAUAAAUUGUAUUAGUUAAUUAUUUCAAGUAAUUAGUACAGGGUGCCAUGAUAGUUCCCAGCGAAAAACUAGUUACGCCACUGGCAUUGGCUCAUAAACAAGAAACCCUGUAAAAUACAUUGUACAUAAUUAUUAU
Messenger RNA from Sitophilus oryzae (rice weevil), 1615 nucleotides. It is a transcript of the gene Pka-C3, whose product is annotated as cAMP-dependent protein kinase catalytic subunit 3. Gene Ontology annotation, biological process: protein phosphorylation. Gene Ontology annotation, molecular function: ATP binding; protein serine/threonine kinase activity. Bases 256 to 1341 code for a protein of 361 amino acids. The record is from RefSeq and is a predicted model, not a curated record. The transcript is spliced from 7 exons. Lineage: Eukaryota; Metazoa; Arthropoda; Insecta; Coleoptera; Curculionidae.